Piliocolobus tephrosceles (Ugandan red Colobus) is the source of this 464-nucleotide messenger RNA. RefSeq names its product mucin-19-like. The annotation marks the transcript as partial. NCBI's taxonomy places the organism in Eukaryota, Metazoa, Chordata, Mammalia, Primates, Cercopithecidae. The record is from RefSeq and is a predicted model, not a curated record. The transcript has 6 exons.
AGUUGUCCUUAUGUCAGUUAUAAGUCCAGGAAGUGUUUUUUCUUGCUUCAAAGUCACAAAUAGACCUACUGUUGGCCACAUGUUUCUAAGGGUCACAAAAGAGUUCCCAUGUAGAUCUUUCUCUUUUCUUUCCUACCUAGGCACAACUGGAGUGCUCUCUGCUACAACAGUCUCCCCUGGGAGCUCCAACUCAGAGGCCACAACUUCUAUAGGAGAAAGUGGAGAAACAGGAGCUGAAAUAAUCACAGGUACUACUGAGGGCAUCUCUGGCAGAACUCUGGAGGCUAAAAGUGCCCCCACAGAGGCCACAACUUUCCCAGGAGGAAGUGGAGCCACCCAAGCAGGACCAACCGGAGGUAUCUCAGCGGUAGCCCCUGCCACAACAGUUGCCCGUGGAAGUUUCAGCACAGCAGCCACAGCUUCUCCUGGAGCAAGUGGAAUGACUGGGGUUACAACAACUGCAA